Molecule: messenger RNA, 258 nt
Organism: Necator americanus (New World hookworm)
Lineage: Eukaryota; Metazoa; Nematoda; Chromadorea; Rhabditida; Ancylostomatidae
Exons: 1
Coding region: 1-258 (85 amino acids)
Source: RefSeq, a predicted model, not a curated record
AUGAAUGACGGUACACUCGUCAUUCGUGGAGAGAAGAUUCCGUCGCGAAAUAUAGGCGGUGUUGGUUUUGUCGUGCACCCAUCUGUCGUCCAUCUCGUCGAUUCUCACGAGAUCCUGUCACCUCGUCUGGCCAUUCUUCGCCUCCGCCCUCUGCGCCAAAAAUCCAUCAGUAUCAUCAACUGCUACUCACCAACAUCAGCAUCUGAUGAAUCCGAAUUGGACGCUUUACGAGGAGCUGGAGGAAGUAGUCCGCAAUGA